Molecule: messenger RNA, 2503 nt
Organism: Myxocyprinus asiaticus (Chinese sucker)
Lineage: Eukaryota; Metazoa; Chordata; Actinopteri; Cypriniformes; Catostomidae
Product: mRNA-decapping enzyme 1A-like
Exons: 10
Coding region: 37-1404 (455 amino acids)
Biological process (GO): deadenylation-dependent decapping of nuclear-transcribed mRNA; deadenylation-independent decapping of nuclear-transcribed mRNA; positive regulation of catalytic activity
Cellular component (GO): P-body
Molecular function (GO): mRNA binding; enzyme activator activity
Source: RefSeq, a predicted model, not a curated record
UGUUGCUUGUGUAAUGCGCUCCGUGUAUGUUCAGCGAUGGAGUGUGUGAAUAAAGCGGGUCAGCUUAUGAGUCUAGCAGCUCUACAGCAAUACGAUCCCUACAUAGUCAAAUUACUAGACGUCACCGGACAGGUCGCACUCUACACAUUCAACUCUAAUGCAAACGAAUGGGAAAAGACUGAGAUUGAAGGCACAUUAUUUGUUUAUGCCAGGUCAGCAUCCCCUUAUCAUGGCUUCACAAUCAUGAACCGUUUGAGUACGGAAAACUUGGUGGAGCCAAUUAAUAAAGACUUGGAAUUCCAGCUCCAAGAUCCCUUUCUACUGUACCGGAAUGGCAAUUUGGGCAUCUACAGUAUCUGGUUCUAUGAUAAGGAAGACUGCCAGCGGAUAGCACAGCUCAUGCUACAGAUAGUGAAACAGGAGGCGUUGCGAGCACAGCAGGCCUCUCCUGACAGAAGUUUGAGCAGCAGAACGAACAGUUGUGUUCACACCAGACCCACAGAUAUCCUGGAGCUUCUCAGCAAAGCUAAAGAGGAGUAUCAAAGGAGUCAGUCGAUUGAGAGAGAUGUUCAGAUGAAGUCUGAAGACGUGCAGUCCCAGGACAAGAGCGAAGACAUAACAGACCGUACCGCAAUGACAACACCACAGGAAAAGUCAGGUCACUCAAUAGUGAAGCAGAUCACAGUGGAGGAACUGUUCAGCAGCUCUUUACCCAAAGAAACGCCUCCAUCAUCAAACUCCACCCCAGCGGACAGCAUGCGUGGGCUGAUCUUUGCCCCUCCACCUCACUCUGUGGAGCCUCUUUUGACCCCGUGCUUUACUGCUGACCCAGGAGGCCCAGCACUGGUUUCCAUGCUCCAGGGUGUCAGCGCUAGACACCCCCAGCACCCUAUCACCCCCAGAGCAGCAGAGGAGAGCGUGGUGGGGUCCAUUGGUCCUUUUCCUCCUGCAUAUAUGACUCCGCUCACAGAUAGGCUGCCCGGGUUCCUGCCCAGCCCUUUAGUCACUCCACAGAGCUUCAGAGAAUCUGCCUGCAAAGUUUCAGCAUCCUUCACAGGAAAGAGCACAACAUCAGCACAGAGUAAAGAAGUGAAUGCUUUUACACAGCCUCAGACUCUGGUCAAACCCAUUUCAGCAGGUCCAGUUGUCCAGGGGGAGGAGUCUUCACUGCUACUGUCUCCCAGUGUAUUUCAGCAUUCUAUCACCAAGACAAAAGAGCCACCAAAAAAUCCCACCUCCCCUCCAUCACCCACCAGCACAGAUCUGCCCUCUGUACUGUACAGUCGAGUUCAUUUACAAGAUACACUUGUACAUCUCAUAAAGAAUGAUGCCCGUUUCCUAAGUACAAUCCACGAGGCUUAUGUUCAAAGCCUCACUAAAAGCCUCAACAACAUCAAGUUAUAACCACACAAUCUGCUGGAGCCAAUGUGUGCUACAGAUUCAGCAUUAACCACUGAAGCUGUCAUUACUGGACUACACACUGGUUCUUAAUAAUGUGUUCUAAAUCCUGAAGCCAUACACUGUUGGCCCUUAUGAACAGUAGUUUCCCAACUACACCUGACUGUCCUAUUGCAUCCAACUGGCUGUAAUAUUCCAUUGCACUGAGAUUCCCCACUGGAAACAUAAUGGUAUUCUCAACUCAAUCUCAUGACCUCAUGCCAAUCUCUUGUUUGACAGUCUUUUUUUUAUGAUUUUGGACCCACUUUAUAUUAAGAGUCUUUAACUACUAUAUACUUACAGUAAAACAAAUAUUUAGCAUUUAAUACAACAUGCUCGUGAGAUUUUUGCAGAAGAACACGACACAUACUGUAUGUACACAAUAAAUACAUCAAAUGCUUAUUUUUUUAAGCAUAUAGUUAAGACAUCUAAAAUAAAGUGGGACCUCCCAGUUUGUAAUGCUUUCAGUAACUCCCUGCAAUUUGACUGCUUAUGUUAAGGGACUUGUGCAAUACCAAUCAUUGCCUUUUUGGGAAAUUGCUUUUCAUUUAUGACUCUGCUUUAGACAUUGGAUAUAUGAUAUGGUGAUGAACAAGAAAAGAUGUCAGUAAGUUUAAUAAGCCCUGAGUUUUUGUUUUGUAGCAUUGCAAUACAGAGUUUACACGUCUCAACGGGUUCCCAUAGACGGUAAAUAACUUGUUGAUGUUAAAAAAAGUAUAUGGGAAAAAAAAGCACUUAUUCCCUCUUUUCUUACAAACAUAGUUGAUUAUUUUUGGCUUCAAAGAUAAAUUAGUGAAUAAAUAAAAUGUUGGGAAAGAUUAACUUUUUUUUUUCUCCAAUACCACGGUUAUGAUUAAAUGGUAGACUUUGUCAGCACUGGUGUACCAGUAAUGGCUCCAUUGAUGUAUUGCCUUUCUUUAAUGGCAAACAGAGUUUGUUUUAAGUGAAAUCAAGACUGAAUUUUUGGUGUUCCCUAACUAAUGUGUUGCAUUAUCGGAUAGUUUGUGAAAUUGUUCUGAUGACAGUAGGUCUGUGGGGAAAAAAACAAUAAAAAGCAAGAAUUGUA